UGGGCCCCAAAGCCCAGACAACUUUUCUGGGUUUCAGACAAGAAAGACUGCUAUUUUGGGCCAUUCUUACUCUCUUUUUCGCUUUUCAUGGGCGAUGAUGAUCAACAUCAAAACUAUAAAAGCUUGAUUUAGCUGAUUCUGCUUGGUUUUGUUAACGUUUACACUUGGUGUGCGAUCUGCUAAUUUGUAUCGACAGAGAAGAAAUGGAUUCAUCAAAAGACCUCACUUCACUUCCCGAAGAGGGCCGUGAAAUAGAAGAAGCAGAAGCAGAGCCGUCGGUAUCUGCUUUUGACUCUGUUCCUCGUCGCCCUCCUCCUCCUGCUCAAAGCUCAUUACACAAAUAUUCUCCUCUUGACUGGAAAGAGUUAUUUGAUCGAGAGGAAGAUGUUUCCGUUCCCAGUUCAACUGAUGUAUUUCAUGUGUAUAUCGCAGGAACUGAUGGGCCCGUUGUUUUUUGUCUUCAUGGAGGUGGUUAUUCUGGGCUUUCGUUUGCACUUUCCGCAAGCAAAAUAAAGGAGAAAGCCCGGAUAGUUGCCAUGGACUUGAGAGGACAUGGGAAAACAUCCACAGAAAAUGAUCUUGACCUAUCCAUAGAGACCAUGUGCAAUGAUGUUGUGGCUGUGUUGAAGGAGAUGUACGGAGACAAUCCUCCUGCAAUUGUGCUUGUUGGCCACAGCAUGGGGGGCUCAGUUGCCGUGCAUGUUGCUGCUAAGAAAGCAUUACCUAGCUUGGCUGGGCUGGUUGUUGUAGAUGUUGUAGAGGGAACAGCUAUGGCUUCUUUGGUUCACAUGCAGAAAAUCUUAUCAAACAGGAUGCAACAUUUCUCAAGCAUAGAAAAAGCAAUAGAAUGGAGUGUCAAGGGUGGUGCUUUAAGAAACAUUGAUUCUGCUCGCAUAUCUGUGCCAACCACUUUAAAGUACGAUGACUCGAAGAAAUGCUAUGUUUAUCGAUCACGUCUAGAAGAAACAGAACAAUACUGGAGAGAAUGGUAUGAGGGCGUUUCGGAAAAAUUUUUAUCAUCUCCGGUUCCAAAACUCCUGCUUUUAGCAGGAACAGACAGACUGGACAGAACUCUUACAAUUGGCCAAAUGCAAGGCAAGUUCCAAAUGGCGGUUGUCAGACAUACCGGACAUGCUAUUCAGGAAGAUGUACCUGAUGAAUUUGCAACCCUGAUAGUUAAUUUCAUAUCUCGCAAUCGUAUAGGGCCUCAUGGAGUUGAGAUACCUGGACUUUGUCGGCCAUUGCAGGCUUCACAGCCACAACAUUGAAUAAUACUGGACAAAUUAGUAGGGAGCUCCGCCUAUUCUUGAGGAUACAUCACAUGCCGGAUUUAGUAAAUAUGUUUAGAGGUCUCUUUUCCUUUGAUCAGUGUUCAAUUCCUGAACUAAUAAUCCAGGCUUGUAAACUCUCAAGUUUAUAUACUAGCACUGAUAUAUAACUAUUAGUGACCUGUUUUUCAGUAA
Ricinus communis (castor bean) is the source of this 1463-nucleotide messenger RNA. Its product is annotated as protein phosphatase methylesterase 1. NCBI's taxonomy places the organism in Eukaryota, Viridiplantae, Streptophyta, Magnoliopsida, Malpighiales, Euphorbiaceae. The record is from RefSeq and is a predicted model, not a curated record. Bases 204 to 1268 code for a protein of 354 amino acids. Gene Ontology annotation, biological process: protein demethylation. Gene Ontology annotation, molecular function: protein methylesterase activity. The transcript is spliced from 13 exons.